AUGGUAUCGAUUAUCCAAUUUUAUAUUAGUCAUUCAAUUUUACUAGCAUUGUUCUUUAUUAUAUCGAUUUAUUCCAAUAUCCAAUAUAUCUAUCAUCGAAUAUUUAUCAAAUUUUUAUCGCUAGCUUAUUAUCCCAAUAAAACACCACAAAUCAUUCGAGAUGAUGUCAAUAAAUUAAACAAGAUCCCCAAAAGAGUAGCGACUAUACUUGAUCUUAAAGAUGACGAUGAUGAAAACGGAGGUGUUGACGGGUUAAUCAAUGAUAUAAGUGAGUUAAUUGCAUGGAAUUUAAGUAGUGGUAUUCCACAAUUAAUUAUUUACGAAUAUAAUGGGAUUAUUAAUAAUCAUUUACAAGAAUUACAACGUUAUAUAAACAAAAAUCUUUCAAUUUAUUUUGGCACUGAUUCCAAACCAAAUUACUUGAUCAAGAUCCCCCAUUCCAAUAAAAGUAUCAUUAAUCAACUUGGGGAUUCAAUUGAUUUAGAAAUCACUCUAUUACUGAAAAAUGAUGGUAAACAAACCAUUGUCGAAUUAACUAAAACCAUGGGUGAUUUGGCUUCAAAUAAUGAAUUAUCAAUCAAAGAUAUCACCAUUGAUCUAAUUAAUGAAGAAUUAAUCGAAUUGGUUGGUUUAGAACCAGAUUUAUUGAUUAGUUUUGGCCCCAAUUUAGAUUUACAAAAUUAUCCUCCCUGGCACAUCCGAUUACUGGAAAUCUAUUGGGAGUCAGAUAACAUCAACGUCAAUUACGCCGUCUUCAUUAGAGCUUUACAGAAGUAUUCCCAUUGUAAGAUCAAUAUUGGUAAGUGA
Hyphopichia burtonii NRRL Y-1933 is the source of this 807-nucleotide messenger RNA. Its product is annotated as ditrans,polycis-polyprenyl diphosphate synthase. Gene Ontology annotation, molecular function: ditrans,polycis-polyprenyl diphosphate synthase [(2E,6E)-farnesyl diphosphate specific] activity. The record is from RefSeq and is a predicted model, not a curated record. Lineage: Eukaryota; Fungi; Ascomycota; Pichiomycetes; Serinales; Debaryomycetaceae. The transcript has a single exon. The coding region runs from base 1 to 807 and encodes 268 amino acids. Gene Ontology annotation, cellular component: dehydrodolichyl diphosphate synthase complex; endoplasmic reticulum membrane.